Alternaria burnsii is the source of this 1512-nucleotide messenger RNA. RefSeq names its product arsenical pump-driving atpase. NCBI's taxonomy places the organism in Eukaryota, Fungi, Ascomycota, Dothideomycetes, Pleosporales, Pleosporaceae. Gene Ontology annotation, cellular component: GET complex. The transcript has 5 exons. The record is from RefSeq and is a predicted model, not a curated record. Gene Ontology annotation, molecular function: ATP hydrolysis activity; ATP binding. Gene Ontology annotation, biological process: post-translational protein targeting to endoplasmic reticulum membrane. The annotation marks the transcript as partial.
GAAUCGCACGAGAAUGGCGAUGAGACUGUUUCCAUAGCGCGGGAGUACGCUAGUAAGCACGUCGAUACGCGGUUUGUCAAGAUCAUGAUGGACGGCAAUCCCAUCGUUUCUUCGCCUUCGGUGUCCAACCUCGACAAGAAUAGGAACAUGGACAUGGCGCAUAUCAUGGAAAAGAACAUCAGACUAAAUCUGCGGAAGUUAGAUGAAGCGGGUUUGACAUGCAAGGUUCAUGCUGUGGGGUCUGGUGCGGUGAGGCAGACGUUGAACAACUUUGCAGCUUUACGGAAAAGUAAUUCAAACAGGCCCCGGCACGAAGUUGCUCAUUGUGUUUCGGUUGACCCAGCUGACAUGUCACCGGCCAUGCAUUUUAUCACCCAGUUCCCUCCUCCAAACCUGGGAUCCAACUUCUCCGGCUUGGUCAAAGCCGAAAAGCUCGUCACGACAGACGAUACAGCUUGUACGAUACGAUACACGUCCGCCACCAGCGCAAACAUGGCCUCAACCGCGCUCAUCGACGCCGACAUGGCGCCCACGCUCCAGUCCAUCCUCGACCAGAAGACGCUCAGGUGGAUAUUUGUCGGCGGAAAGGGUGGUGUGGGAAAGACGACGACGUCGUGUUCUCUCGCCAUCCAGCUCGCAAAGCACCGCAAAUCUGUCCUCCUCAUCUCGACCGACCCCGCGCACAACCUCUCCGAUGCCUUCAACCAGAAGUUCGGCAAGGAUGCGCGUCUCGUCAACGGCUUCGACAACCUCAGUGCCAUGGAGAUCGACCCCAAUGGCAGCAUACAGGAUCUGCUAGCUAGCGGUGCGGAAGAGGGCCAAGAUCCCAUGGCUGGCCUGGGUGGCAUGGGCAGCAUGAUGCAAGAUCUGGCCUUUAGCAUCCCCGGUGUUGACGAGGCCAUGUCCUUUGCCGAAGUGCUCAAGCAAGUAAAGUCCAUGUCCUACGAAGUCAUCAUCUUCGACACGGCACCCACGGGCCACACACUCCGCUUCCUGCAAUUCCCCACCGUCAUGGAAAAGGCCCUGUCCAAGGUCUCGCAACUCUCUCGCCAAUUCGGCCCCAUGCUCAACUCCUUCCUCGGCGGUUCAGGACGCCUGCCCAACGGCCAGAACAUGGACGAGCUCGUUGAGAAGAUGGAGAACCUGCGAGAAACAAUUGGCGAGGUCAACGGACAGUUCAAGGAUGCAGAUCUGACAACGUUUGUCUGUGUCUGCAUCCCCGAGUUCCUGUCCCUGUACGAGACGGAACGCAUGAUUCAGGAACUCAACAGCUACGAGAUUGACACACACUCCAUUGUCGUUAACCAGCUGCUGUUCCCCAAGCAAGAUAAUCCCUGCGAGCAGUGCAAUGCGCGACGGAAGAUGCAGAAGAAGUACCUGGAUCAGAUUGAGGAGCUGUACGAUGAGUUCAACGUGGUCAAGAUGCCGCUCUUGGUCGAGGAGGUACGGGGCAAGGAGAAGCUCGAGAAAUUCAGUGAAAUGCUCGUCAAGCCUUUCGUCCCACCGCAGUAG